Molecule: messenger RNA, 2077 nt
Organism: Alosa alosa (allis shad)
Lineage: Eukaryota; Metazoa; Chordata; Actinopteri; Clupeiformes; Clupeidae
Gene: tuba8l2
Product: tubulin, alpha 8 like 2
Exons: 4
Coding region: 149-1498 (449 amino acids)
Biological process (GO): mitotic cell cycle; microtubule cytoskeleton organization
Cellular component (GO): cytoplasm; microtubule
Molecular function (GO): structural constituent of cytoskeleton; GTP binding
Source: RefSeq, a predicted model, not a curated record
GUAAGGUAGGCUAGGUAUAAAAACGAACUCAUGCCGAGUCAGAGUAGGACUGUCUCACGCAAACCACAUUGCAGGCGCGCAGUGAGAAGUUAUAGAGCUUAAACAAACCACGACGUUAUCCUAAUAUCUACAGAAUCAAUCAAGCAACAUGCGUGAGUGUAUCUCAGUUCAUGUGGGCCAGGCAGGCGUUCAGAUGGGCAACACCUGCUGGGAGCUCUACUGUCUGGAGCAUGGCAUCCAGCCUGAUGGCCAGAUGCCCAGCAACAAGCCUGUCGGCGGCCAUGAUGACUCCUUUACCACCUUCUUCAGUGAUACGGGUGCUGGGAAAUAUGUGCCACGUGCCAUCUUUGUCGACCUGGAGCCAACAGUGAUUGAUGAAGUUCGUACAGGCACCUACCGUCAGUUGUUCCACCCUGAACAGCUCAUCUCUGGGAAGGAGGACGCAGCGAAUAACUACGCCCGUGGGCACUACACCAUCGGCAAGGAGAUUAUCGACUCAGUACUAGACCGCAUCCGUAAACUGGCUGAUCAGUGCACAGGGCUCCAAGGUUUCUUGGUGUUCCACAGCUUUGGUGGGGGCACCGGCUCAGGCUUCACCUCCCUGCUGAUGGAGCGCCUCUCUGUUGACUUUGGGAAGAAGUCCAAGCUUGAAUUUGCCAUUUACCCAGCACCCCAGGUUUCCACUGCUGUUGUAGAGCCUUACAACUCCAUCCUGACCACCCACACAACCCUGGAGCACUCCGACUGUGCCUUCAUGGUAGACAACGAGGCCAUCUACGACAUCUGCCGUCGCAACUUGGACAUUGAGCGUCCCUCUUACACCAACCUGAACAGGCUGAUCAGCCAGAUUGUCUCCUCUAUCACGGCCUCCCUGCGUUUCGACGGUGCUCUGAAUGUUGACCUGACCGAGUUCCAGACCAACCUGGUGCCCUACCCCCGCAUCCACUUCCCCCUGGCCACCUACGCCCCUGUCAUCUCUGCCGAGAAGGCCUACCAUGAACAGCUGUCUGUGGCUGAGAUCACCAACUCUUGCUUUGAGCCCGCCAACCAGAUGGUGAAGUGUGACCCGCGCCACGGCAAAUACAUGGCCUGCUGCCUGCUCUACCGUGGAGACGUCGUCCCCAAGGACGUAAACGUUGCCAUUGCCGCCAUCAAGACCAAGAGGAGCAUCCAGUUUGUGGACUGGUGCCCCACUGGCUUCAAGGUGGGCAUCAACUACCAACCUCCAACAGUGGUGCCCGGCGGAGACCUGGCCAAAGUGCAAAGGGCCGUGUGCAUGCUCAGCAACACCACAGCUAUUGCUGAGGCCUGGGCCCGUCUGGACCACAAGUUUGACCUGAUGUACGCCAAGCGCGCCUUCGUGCAUUGGUAUGUGGGAGAGGGCAUGGAGGAGGGCGAGUUCUCUGAGGCCAGAGAAGACAUGGCCGCCCUGGAGAAGGAUUACGAAGAAGUGGGCGUUGACUCCUUCGAGGAGGAUGAGGAGGGAGAAGAAUAUUAGUGACGUCUGAUAUUCAAGCGGGCAUCCCAUGACAGUCAUGGAUCAGUUCCAUCUCUGCUUUCAUAGCACUGGGAGGUUACUACUGCACAGUUUGGCCAUUUUGGAGAUGUACAGUCUCCAGUUUCCCAUCUCAUCCUCACCAUUACCAAAGAAAGCAAGCUACUGUCUUGUCAAUACAUCACACACAGUGUGUUAUAUGCAAGGCUGUACCCUAUUUCCAUGUCAUUUUUAUUUUAUAUUUGACCUAUUAUAAAAAGGUCUUCCCUUUUCUAUUAUUAAACUUGAAUAAUAAGCUUGUAUGGUGUUACUUGACCAGUGGUGAAAUGUUCAGAAAUCAAAUCCCAUCUUUCCUGCAUUGAAAAUAAAAUGCCUUUUGACCAAUGUAUGGGGCCUUUGAGGUUGCGAACUUUGCAAGAAGUAAGCUGUUAGUGUAAACUACAGUCAUUGUUGUGUGCAAUUUCUGUUUGUCUUAUCAGUAAUGCCCAUUUAUAAAUUAUUUUUGAAAAAAACAAGUUGUGCAGAACCAACUUGCUAUGAGGGGUGUCUUGGCUUUGUAAAUAAAAUGUUUUAAAAUGGUCA